CCUCCUUCCUCUCUACUCCAAAAAAAAUUCACUUCGCUAGGGUUUUCGAUUUCGUCUAUUUCUUCAAUUCUAAUCGAUUCAGAAACCCAAAAAUCUGGUGUAAACAGUCUCUCGUUUUGAUCUUUCAAUGGAUUCUCGAGAUUCGUUGUCAGCUGUAUCAUCCGACGCCGCGAGAGAUGCGUCGUCACUCUCCGAAGACGCCGUUCUCUCUGUUACCUCUACACUCGCUAAGUCCGCUUUAUCUUGCUUCCAAUCUGGGGAUUUCGAAGAAUGUAUCGACAUUUUGAUUCAGCUCGAUCAGAAGAAGCAUAACGAUCCUAAGGUUCUACACAAUAUGGCAAUUGCAGAGUACUUCAAGGGUGGUUGCUCGAAAUCCAAGAAAUUGCUGGAAGAGCUUAACUGUGUCAAGAAACAGAGUGAAGAACUUGCUUCUGCAGCAAGAGAACAAGUGGAAGCUGUAAACCCUGGAACUAACGCAUCUGUGUCAAAGUAUCAAUAUGAUACUACAUUAACAAUUCUCAACAUUGCAGUUACCUGGUUUCAUAUGCAUCAGUAUGCAAAAUCUUCAUCCAUUCUAGAACCUUUGUUUCAAAAUAUUGAGCCGCUAGAUGAGACAAUCGCACUUCAAAUCUGUUUCUUGUUGCUGGAUAUUGCACUGGCUUGCCGUGAUGCUGUUAAAUUUCUGGCUGUGUUUGACUAUAUGGACAAAGCUUUUUGUGUUGGUUUUGGAAGUCAUGAAGAAAAUGGUACAAUGCAACUUUCUUCCAAUCAGGUAUCAAAGACAUCUUCUCUCCUGAGCAGCUCGGUGGUUUCAGAUACUUUGAAGUCCGACUUAACAGCCGCCGAAAGUAGUUUGUGCGAGGAAACUCUUGAUUAUGACAAUAUGCUAGCAGAAAUGGAGGCAGAGAAACGAAUGAAGCCUGUCGGCCACAUUCCAGCAAACAAUAUUCUCAAGACAUUAAGCGAAAGGUCAUUCUCGACUGCUGAUCUGAAACUCGAGUUGCAACUUUACAAGGUCCGAUUUUUGCUUCUUACCAGAAACUUGAAACUGGCGAAGCGUGAAGUUAAACAUGCAAUGAACAUUGCUCAGAAAAGGGACUCUUCUAUGGCUCUCCUCUUGAAAUCCCAGCUUGAGUAUGCUCAUGGGAAUCAUCAAAAGGCUAUGAAGCUUCUGGUGGUCUCUGGUAUUCAAAAAGAAGCAGGGACUUCAGGAAUCUUCGACAACAACCUUGGUUGCAUAUACUAUCAGCUUGGAAAGUAUGAAGCUUCCUCUCGGUUAUUUGCAAAAGCUCUAAGGAGCUGUUCAUCACUUCGAAACAAGAAACCAGUGAAGAUGUUUUCUCUCUCACAGGAUAAGUCUUUGUUAAUCACCUACAACAUGGGUUUGCUUUAUUUGGCGCGUGGGGAGCCUCUACUUGCUGCUCAAUGUUUCCAGAAGGCAAGUGUAGUUUUCUGCAGACAACCCCUCAUUUGGCUCCGUUUAGCUGAAUGCUGUAUAAUGGCUUUACAAAAGGGCCUUUUGGAAGAGAGAAACACUUCUUUGGAUAGAUCAGAAAUCAGAGCCAAUGUAGUUGGGAAAGGGAAGUGGAGAAAACUUUUGAUUGAAGAAAAUGGACAUGUGGAACAUGCUGGUAGUACUCAGUGCCGAAAGCUUUCGUUACCACUGGCACGGGCCUGUCUCUCAAAUGGUAUAUAUCUGCUCAAUGAGUCUCUCUUGAGUGAUUCUAAAUCAGAUCUUCAAUCGACAUUAUCCGUGGGGACGAAUGAGACCCAAGAAGCAUCAUCCGCUGAUCAUGGGGAUGCUAACACGAACUCAGACUUGAAAGAGACAAAAGGAGGAAUGAACCAGGACAUAAUCCAAAACUCCCUCUCUGCUUUCAAGGAUGUUCAAAGUAGAGAAAAGCAAUUGCUUAAACAGGCACUGCUUGCCAAUACGGCAUAUGUUGAACUGGAGUUGGAGGAUCCUAUCAAAGCCUUGUCGGCUGCUAAUUCACUCUUGCAACUUCCUGAUUGUUCAAAGAUUUAUGUUUUCUUAGGCCAUAUUUAUGCAGCAGAGGCCCUCUGCUUGCUCAACCGUCCUGUUGAAGCUGGCGCACAUUUAUCUGCCUAUCUAGUUGGACAGGAUGAUUUUAAAUUGCCAUAUGCUCAAGAAGACUUUGACCAGUGGCGUAUGCACACAAGCUCUGAAUGUGAAGAGACAUCGGACUCGCCAACUGGAAACACCCGGGAUUCUGUUUUCCUAAAGCCCGAAGAAGCUCGUGGAGCACUUUUUGCAGACCUUGCAGCGCUACUUGCCACACAAGGACAUCAUGAACAGGCCAAACACAUGAUAACAAACGCAUUAACUCUCUUACCAAACAACGUACAAGCGACAGUUACAGCAAUCUACAUCGACCUCAUGUUGGGUAGGUCACAAGACGCCAUUACUCGGUUAAAACAGUGUACCCGUGUGAGCUUUGUUCCAGGCAGAUUGGAAGUGAGAGCCUCGUAGAAGAAGAUAACAUACUCUUAAAAACGGUAUGGUUUUUUCUUAUUUUCAAAUCCAAGCUUUAGAAAAUUAGAUCGUUCUAUAAAUAUAUCAGAGAAUAAGCUUUUGUACAAGUUUUUAUUUUAUUUUUUUGUCCUUGUAUUCUUGACUUAGAUUUUGGAUCGUCAGAGGGGUUAGUCUAUUUCUUGUUCAUGAACGAACAACAUAAGAUUUGGUAGAAGAACAAAACACAAGUUUUUUCUUUUUUUUUUGUACCUUGUUUAAUUUUGUUUCAGAACAAAACCCUUUAAUUCAAUUUACUUUGGGUUUAGCUUU
This is a messenger RNA of Capsella rubella, 2803 nucleotides long. Its product is annotated as CCR4-NOT transcription complex subunit 10. The record is from RefSeq and is a predicted model, not a curated record. NCBI's taxonomy places the organism in Eukaryota, Viridiplantae, Streptophyta, Magnoliopsida, Brassicales, Brassicaceae. Gene Ontology annotation, molecular function: protein binding. Gene Ontology annotation, biological process: mRNA catabolic process; negative regulation of translation. Gene Ontology annotation, cellular component: CCR4-NOT complex. Bases 128 to 2491 code for a protein of 787 amino acids. The transcript has 6 exons.